AUGGGCAUCCAAGAUCUGCUCCUGCUGCUGGAUCUGAGGAGACUGCUGCUUUUUACGUCUGCUGUCCUCCUCCUUAUCUACUUUCUGAACAAAAAGGAUCCUCCAAACUUCCCUCCAGGCCCUCUAUCCCUCCCCAUUUUAGGAAACGUCUUCAACAUUGAGUCUCAGCAGCCUCACAUCUACCUGACCAAGGUAAGACAUCAGGACAUCAUCAUCAUUCUGCAGAAACUCGACAGAAAUAAAAAAUAAAAAAAGUUUAACAACUCUCUAGUUUUAGCAUCCAGAAGAGGAAUAUCUUUAAACAAGUUUAAAAAAAUAAAAAAUAAAAUUUAAAUCAUAGUUAAAACUCCUGGAAGUAAUUUUUAGUUAGUUUAUUUUUAGUUUAGCCCUUUUUAAACAUCUCUCCCUCCUUCUUUAUCCUCUUUCUGUCUGUGUCAUUAACUUGGAAUCAUCAUAUCCCAUUAAAAUCACUAAUACUCAGUCUUUAUUGGGAGUCCCCGAGCUCCAUCAUCAAUAGGUUCUUCUGGAUCUCUUAUGGAAAUAUUCAAUCUUUAUGCUGAUGGUCUCAUUUGCUUUGUAGCCCAGUUUAAUUUCAGUUUUUUUCCAUCAUCAUCUUAAAAGUCUUUGCAGAAGCUCCAGUGGAAAAAAAAAGCAAACUAAAACCUGAGCAAAGUCAUUCACAUUGUUUCAAAAAUGCAUUUUCUUAAAGUCACAUGUUGUCAACAGGCUGCUUAUUCUUCAUCCACAGCUUGCUGAUGUGUAUGGGAAUGUUUUCUGCAUUCGUCUGGGCCGACACAAAACUGUGUUUGUGUCUGGAUGGAAAAUGGUGAAAGAAGCCAUAGUGACACAGGCAGAUAACUUUGUGGAGCGACCUUAUAGCCCGAUGGUGACCAGGAUUUACUCGGGGAACUCUGGUGAGUCAAACAAAGAGCACUCACACAUACAGAGCAUCUGUGUUUGGGUGUUUAACCUGCCUUAAUGUGUCCUCUGUCUCUGUCUCAGCCGGUCUCUUCUUCAGUAAUGGGACUGUGUGGAGGAGACAGCGGCGGUUUGCCAUGGCUAAGUUGCGCACCUUUGGUCGAGCUGAGAGCUCCAUGGAGCAGAGGAUCUGUGAGGAGAGCUGUUAUCUUCAGGAAGCAAUGGAGAGGAAGAGAGGUUUGAGAAGCUUUAAACCAGAAAGAAUAAAACAAGAAAUACAGACUUAACUGACUCAUAAUAUCUUACCUGUUCAGGUGAGCCUUUUGAUCCAGUGCCCCUCUUAAACUAUGCCGUGGCCAACAUCAUCUGCCAGAUUGUGUUUGGGAGACGCUUUGACUACUCUGACCGAAACUUCCAAGGUAUGCUGAAGAAUCUAACAGAGGUGGCCUACCUGGAGGGCUCUGUCUGGGCUCUGGUAAGAAUGAAAUAAUGUCAGUUACAUCUAACAAGCUCUCAUGGCUAAACCCUGAACACUGCUCAUAUCAUAAUACUGGUCAAGACAAGCGACAUUUCAUAGUAGUGGUCUGUUAUUUCUUGAAAGCACACACUGUUUCUGUGAAGAGCAGACCGUUGCUAUGAAGAGCAGACCGUUGCUAUGGGUUCAGCGCAAUCAUAGAGUGUGGAAGUCUAACUUUGAUUAUGUCGAUCCACUAAAAUUAGUCUGGUUGAUUUGACGUCAGUUUGAUCAUGAUGGGUGAAAAAUGGUUUCAUUUCGCUUACAGAUUUUACAAACCAUGAAUUCACACUUGAAAAAUGUGUUUCCGUUUCAUUGCUAUGUAGUCAACAAAUUUUGGUCACCUUUAGCCUGACUUUCUUGAUGAAGUAAAACGUUUGCUCAACAAAGACAGAUGCAGUGUGACUGGGACUCACAAGAGGGGGAUACAGUGAAGCUAAGACUCACCAAGGACAUACACAGUGAAACUCAGAGUCAUCAAAGAUGAAUGCAGUGUAACCAGGACAUGGUGGAGACAAAUACUGUAAAAAUGAGACUGAGCAAAGAAAAUUACACUCAAACUGCUGCUCAGCUGAGACAAGUACAGCGUAACUAAGACUCAGUGGUGCAUUUACAGUGUAACUGAGAUUUACCUGUGACACAUACAGUGAAACUGAAUGAAGACAUACAUUUUAAAAGAGACUGUGGAAAAAAAUAUUGUAAAACUUAUACUCAGUGGAUACAAAUACAAUGGUUAAUGGAGACAGCUCAAGUGAAACUAAGCCCCAUUGGAAUCUUAGUCAUUAGCACCCUGUUAGUCGGUGUCCUUUAGAGAAACCCUGGUGUUGAUCUCAGCCGAAAGGUCAUUGAAUUGGACACUGGUUUGUCUCAAGUUGUUGGAGGUGACAUCUAAAUAACAAAUCUUGUUAUCUCCAAACAGCUCUAUGACUCAUUUCCAUCUCUGAUGAAACACCUGCCGGGGCCUCACAACGGCAUCUUCUCCAACUCCAAGUGUCUGGAGGCGUCCAUCAGAGUCGAGGUGGAGAGACACAAGUUAGACCUGGACCCGAGCAACCCAAGGGACUACAUUGACGCUUUUCUGAUUGAGAAAGUAGGAAAAUUAAUGUAUUGUCAGACAGAAAAAAUGAUCAGGGCCCAGGGAUGUUAAAAAGGUUUAAUCUGGGAAAAAAAAUCCUCAACAUUUCAUCAUUUCAUUAGAUGUAAUCCCAAUCACCAGUGGAGAUCUUGAAGGGUUGAAUUUGGCGCCUCCUGUAGACAGUCCUCUGCAGGGAUCAGGAUAACGCCAAUUUUGUGUAUUAUUGUCAUCCCAAUCCUGUUCAGAGGUCAUACUCAAACUGAAGGCCAUGCAGUCCUUCUUGUUAUUUAACCCAACAAGUUUUUAUGAUUUGAUCCAUCCAUUACUCAGAUCUGAUCAGACUGCUUUUGAAUAACCAGGUCUUGAAUAUGAGAUCCAAGAACUGACCCUGUUUGAGUCUGUGUCUUACAGCGCAGGAGAAAUGGUGAACUUGGUUUUGAUGAUGAAAAUCUGGUCUUAUGUUGUCUGGAUCUGUUUCUGGCUGGAAGUGAAACAACAUCGAAGACACUGCAGUGGGGCCUCAUUUACCUCAUCAACAACCGCCACAUUCAGGGUGAGCACAAAGGUGAUAAAUCAUCAUGAUAAGAAGAAAAUGUAACAAUACCAAUCACACCUAAGGAAAGUAUUUCAGACAAGACCACUUUUGUAUUAACAGAAUUAUUUGCUUGCAGUAAAUUAUAUUUGGUGGUAUGGCUGUGGUCUGAGAGCUCCCUUCCAGAUAUGUCAAAAUUUCAGAGCCUGAGGUGGAAAAACACACCUUCUCUCCAUUUUAUGUGCAUGUAUGUGCAGCAAAGGCAGGGAGAGCAGUGGCAAAGGCCCCAGGGGUACAGAACAUAGCUGGUAUUGCUUUGUGGGUUGCAAAGCAUUUUGUAGAGGAAGAUUCGGCAGGAUUAAGUAGGCAAUAGAACAAUCAUUUUUUGCUCUGGGCUGAUAGAGGCUGAUGUAAAGAUCAGCUGAUGCUCUGUGGGCAGAGCUUGACUUCAUGGCAUGCCUGGAGUAACUCUAUGCUCCAUUUUAAAGUUUGACCCAUAUCCCAUUUGUUAACAUGGAGAAGGUAAGCUCAGUGACCUAUACCUCAGCAAGUCCAAGAGGGAACUUCUUAUGAUGUGUUUCCACUAAGGGGUCUGGUCUAGUAUGAUUCAGUAAAUUAUGAUCUGUCCUGCAUUUUCUAUAGACUGUACCCUACCCUGGCACUUCAUGCAGGAUGCAUGUUGGCUGCAUGAUGGCCUUAGAAAGGUUUGAUUUUUGGCAUGCAUAUUAACAGAUAUGUCAAGGUUUUCCGAUCAUUUUCUCCAAGCCAAGCUGAUCUUGUACAAAAUUACCCAGGAAAAUGGUAAAUUGAGGGCUGUAUUGGCCCUGUAUAAGUCAUGUUUAUGUUAGAAAAACACACUAUAACACAAAUAACUGCGUACAGUUUCAAACCAGACUGAAGUUUAUAUAAAUAUCAGCACAGAGGUCACACUAAGUAAUUAAUCAAAAAUCGUAUAUUUCAGAUAAAGUUCAUGCAGAAAUAGACGCUGUGAUUGGACCGACCUCUCAGCCCAGAAUGGCCAACAAGCCCAACCUGCCCUACACGGAUGCUGUGAUCCACGAGAUCCAGAGGAUGGGAAAUAUUGUUCCUCUAAAUGGGCUCAGAAUGGCCGCCAAGGACACAACGCUGGGCGGGUACUUCAUACCAAAGGUACUUCCCUUAAAACCUGCCGUCACCUGA
Xyrichtys novacula (pearly razorfish) is the source of this 4218-nucleotide messenger RNA. Lineage: Eukaryota; Metazoa; Chordata; Actinopteri; Labriformes; Labridae. The record is from the annotation of a GenBank genome assembly.